Molecule: messenger RNA, 378 nt
Organism: Diabrotica virgifera virgifera (western corn rootworm)
Lineage: Eukaryota; Metazoa; Arthropoda; Insecta; Coleoptera; Chrysomelidae
Product: drosomycin-like
Exons: 1
Coding region: 88-288 (66 amino acids)
Biological process (GO): defense response
Source: RefSeq, a predicted model, not a curated record
CAGAAUCGGCACAACUGUCCAACCAACGACAAAAAGAACUACCUAUAUUCAACGUAGACCACAGAUCUGCAAAAGAAAAUUUUCAAAAUGAAAGGUUACUUCAUCUUCGCCGUAUUGUUGAUCCUCACCAUCGGUACCGAACUUGCUUUCGGUGACUGCCUUUCUGGAAGAUAUGGAGGCCCAUGUGCAGUAUGGGACAACGAAACCUGCCGCAGAGUGUGCAAAGAAGAAGGACGAGUCAGUGGACAUUGCAGCGCUAGCCUGAAGUGUUGGUGUGAGGGGUGUUAGCCUUUUACAGCCAUUUUACAAUUGAUUUACUUGUUUUUUAUUAUUAUGUUAAAGUUAACAAAUGUUAAAAUAUAUUUUUUUGUUUAAAAA